AUGACGGGUGAUGUCUCUGGCACGGAAACAGUGGCCACGCGGUUGACGCCCCAGGAUAUCGAACGAGAACUUGGAGACAAUGGAGGAAGUAACGCAGACGCUGUGGGUAUGCCGCUAGGCCCAUGGAAGAUCGACGGUUUCAAAUGGUUCAGCAGCGCCACUGAUUCAGAGAUGAGUGUGCUGCUCGCACGCACUGCUAAAGGUGGCCUCUCGGCGUUCUACAUGCCUAUGCGUCGACUCGUAGGGAACAGAGACACAAGGAACGACGCUAUUUAUGGAGAUGUGACGCCUUCCACUGAGCUCAACGGCGUCCGCAUACAGCGCUUAAAGAAUAAGCUUGGUACCAAGUCUCUUCCAACAGCCGAACUCGAGCUCAAAGGUGCUCGCGCCUGGCUCAUCGGUACCGAAGGACAAGGCGUAAAAGAAAUAUCCGCUAUCCUGAACAUCACCCGUCUACAUACUGCAGUGAGCAGUGCAGCAAACUGGGCACGCGGUCUCGCUAUCUCCCGUGCCUAUAGCAAAGUCCGGAAAGUCCGCGGUGGUCUACUACAGGACAACCCUGCACAUCUACGGUGGAUGGCAGAUGAGACGGUCAAAUACUGGGCCAGCACGCACUUUGCCUUCCUGGGUGUCGCAUUACAAGGUGCGUUGGAGCAGGGCUGGGAGGCUGCGGUACGUAACACGGGGGCCUCACAGCUCAUACCGCAAGACAAGGCACAGACUGCAGAUCUGCUACGUCUCUUACUUCCAGUCAUGAAGGCCCAGGUCAGCGUCGCAUCAGUGCAUGGACUGAGAAACUGCAUGGAGUGUCUGGGUGGCGUCGGGUAUUGCGAAAACAACGAAGAUGGCGGACUGAUGAACGUGGCCAAAGUUUAUCGCGAUCAGCUUGUCAAUCCCAUAUGGGAGGGUACUAUUAGCGUCAUGGCGGAAGACUGUGUGCGGGUUAUACUCGAUAAGCGACUUGGGGAUAGUGACGUGUUGGCGAAUGUCUUUGCACCUUGGGUCCGACACGUACUGGAAGUCGUCGGUGCAGAAUUGCAAAUGGAAGCGGAGUUUAUCGAGGAGAGACUCCAACGUUUGCUCGACGUGGCCCGCGGAGCCACAAAGGAAGAAUUGCUCUACAAUGGAAGAGAUGUCCUCAAAUCGAUUGAGACCAUUACGAGCGGCUUGGUCUUGCUAUACGACGCAACGACAAGUCCCGACCCUAUUGCCUUAAAAGCUGCCCAACGCUACAUCCGCUCAAAGUCACCCAACGUUACGACGCAGAUCUCAAGGGACGGCUUGGAGGGUGCGGUAGCAGAUGACAAGAGCAUUUUUCUGGGUUCAUCCAACCUACAACCCAGCGUCUCGUCAAAACUAUGA
This is a messenger RNA of Didymosphaeria variabile, 1362 nucleotides long. RefSeq lists its product as uncharacterized. Gene Ontology annotation, molecular function: oxidoreductase activity, acting on the CH-CH group of donors. Bases 1 to 1362 code for a protein of 453 amino acids. The record is from RefSeq and is a predicted model, not a curated record. Lineage: Eukaryota; Fungi; Ascomycota; Dothideomycetes; Pleosporales; Didymosphaeriaceae. The transcript is spliced from 2 exons.